Dentiscutata heterogama is the source of this 1671-nucleotide messenger RNA. Lineage: Eukaryota; Fungi; Glomeromycota; Glomeromycetes; Diversisporales; Gigasporaceae. The record is from the annotation of a GenBank genome assembly.
AUGGAUAACACUGUAACAUCUAUAUUCUCUGCUCCAGUGGUACAGAGCAGGCUCGAACACCACCACUUACAACAACAAAAACAAUUAUUAAAGUCACAGAAACCGGAAGCAAGGCAUCAAAGAUCAAAAUCAAUAAAUAAAGGGAAACGUGGUUCUCCUCACAAUCAAUCAAAGGAGAGCUCUGUGCCUAUGGUCUCUGUUUCGGCCAGUGAUUGCUCUAAUACUUCUCGUCAUCAUAUUACAAAAUCAUCUAAUUUUAAUCGUGUUGAUAAUUUCGAUUCUUUGCGUGGAGAUUCUAAAUUUCCUGAUUCCUCUUUUACGAAUAAUUUUAUUAAUAAUUAUUCUGGUGCUAUUGAUGAUUCUCAUUUGUCGGCUUUUGGUUCCAAUGAUACCAAUAGGCCUGUUCUACGAAGGUCAAGUGAAAAACGUCCAUCAAGAAAAUAUCAACAUAAUGAUUCAACCGGUGAAGAUAAUAAAUUAAGAAAUGGCCCUCAAGUCACGAUCCUCAAGAGACCUCAAUCUGCUACCGAUUUUGUAAAAUCAUCUAAUAACAAUAAUAAUUCUACUUCUAAUAAAAUGUUCCUUGAUAUCACUCAUGAGGAACAAGAUUAUCAACUUUCUUCUGCGGUUGGUGAUUAUUCUAAAGAACGCAGACGUUCUGAUGCCUCCUCUUCUAAAACUAGAUGUUCUCAAAGGCGUAAAGAUGUAAAAUCUAUGACUGGGAUUUUACAAGUUAUUGAAACUUGCAAUUAUCAACAACAACGGGAUUCCAAUAAAGAAUCUGAUGUAAAUAGUACUUUAUUAAAUCCUCCAUGUUUAAAGACUUCUUUUUCGCCAAAAAUCGACACUGUUUGUUUACCUGUACCUCCUCAGCAAACGAACAACGCCUUUUAUUUUCCACCUCUCAACUAUUCUAACGCGAUUCUUGCUCUUGAAGAAGAAAUGUGUAGUAAACAUGAUGAUAAUGAACCAUCUACUUCUGAUAAUAACGCCCAUACUAAAAGAUCUGCGAACAAAUGCUAUAAAAGACGUUCUGAUAUUUAUCUUUCUACCAAUACUUCAUUUAUUCCGGAAAAUGCUCCUCGUCGUCAAUCCAGUACAGCUAUUGAAUUGCAAAGCCAGGUUGCUCCUUUUGCAAGUCAAGAUGCUGCUAAUUGUUCCAUGUUAUCAACUACUCCUCCGGCCUCUCGUAGGCCGUCUACUUCUCCGGAUAGACUCAUGGCAUCAAAACUUUACGCUGGUCCUACCUUCCAUAAUUCCCCUGCUCCUAGUGAUUUACCUUUACCAUCUUUCCUUAGUAAACCUUCUAGCAAGGAAUCUAGUCCUUUAAUGACUUCCAAUACUAUCGCUCCCGCUUUAACCCCUUCCAGGGUUUCAUCGCCGUCCUUAUCUUCUGGUAAUUCUUCUGACGACGAUAUGUUUAUUAUGGAUGACGUCGAAUCUGAUGCCAUCAAACACUCCGAUCGUUUUUAUAACGUGAGAAAACAAGAGUCUUCCGAACUUCUCCGCAUCUUAUCGGAACGCCAAUAUAAUUCUCCUGCUGCAUACAUGGUCCCUGCACGUAUGGCCACCUCUCAUAAUCCAGCUCAAGUUUAUCCUACCAAAGAUGGAUUGUCGUUGACCGAAAUUUCGGAAAGUUUGAGAACAUUAUUAAAGAUUCAUGGGCAAUAA